AUGAUUCAUAUUCACUAUCGCGGCAAGUUCCUCUCGCUAUUAGACUCGGACAAUUCCACCCCAUUAUACACCGUCAAAGUCUGUCGCGAAACGCCUCAGAUACAACUCAUGAGGCGACAGGACAGUCAUGUUCCGCACAGCGAGGACAGCACAGACAGCCAGUCGAGCCUGUGCACAGCAUCUUUCCAAAAGCUGAGUAUGGAAGUCACGCUCUCCAUUCACGGCUCUCGCGUUAUUCUUCGACGACCGGAUACCUUUUCCCGUACUUACGGCUUGGAGAGUGUUUCUUUGCCUGGUACUACUCUUCGGUGGGAAGCUGACGGAGCUCUAACGGGUGAUUUCAAACUUGUCAAUACGCGCGAUUGCGAGGUACUUUGCCGAUUUCACAACAAGGUCUUCUCGGUUGCCGAGGUCGGAUCUUUUGAAAUGAUUGGGACUCUAUCUGAAGAGCUCAAGAAUGAGAUUGUUGUUAGUGGGCUGGCUGUACUAGUCAUGGUACAGAGUCUGAAUUUGGCGGGUAUGGUUUUGAUGGGGAGCCCUUAA
Messenger RNA from Penicillium subrubescens, 543 nucleotides. RefSeq lists its product as uncharacterized. NCBI's taxonomy places the organism in Eukaryota, Fungi, Ascomycota, Eurotiomycetes, Eurotiales, Aspergillaceae. The record is from RefSeq and is a predicted model, not a curated record. The coding region runs from base 1 to 543 and encodes 180 amino acids. The transcript has a single exon.